Canis lupus familiaris (dog) is the source of this 4159-nucleotide messenger RNA. It is a transcript of the gene IL17RA, whose product is annotated as interleukin 17 receptor A. Lineage: Eukaryota; Metazoa; Chordata; Mammalia; Carnivora; Canidae. The transcript is spliced from 13 exons. The record is from RefSeq and is a predicted model, not a curated record. Gene Ontology annotation, molecular function: interleukin-17 receptor activity. The coding region runs from base 20 to 2614 and encodes 864 amino acids.
CUCCCGGGCAGUGCGGGCCAUGGGGCCUCCGCGCCGCAGGCCGCCCGUCCCCGCGGGGUCCGCCCCGGGGCGGCUGCUGCUGGCCCUGCUCCUGAGCCCGCUGGCCCCGGCUCGCGCGUCCCCGCGGCUCCUGGACCACCCGGCGCCAGCGUGCGCCCAGGAGGGGCUAAACUGCACAGUCAAGAAUAGUACCUGCCUGGAUGACAGCUGGAUCCACCCUCGAAAUCUGACUCCUUCAUCCCCAAAAGAUGUCCAGGUCCACCUGGACUUUGCACAGACCCAGCAUGGAGACCUAUUGCCUAUAAUUGGCAUCAGAUGGACCCUGCAGACAGACGCCAGCAUCCUCUUCCUGGAGGGUGCAGAGUUAUCUGUCCUGCAACUGAACACCAAUGAACGUGUGUGUGUCAAGUUUGAGUUUCUGUCUAAACUGAAGCAUCAUCACAAGCGGUGGCAUUUUACCUUCAGCCACUUUGUGGUAGAACCUGGCCAGGAGUAUGAGGUGACUGUCCACCACCUGCCCAAACCCAUCCCUGACGGGGACCCAAACCACCAGUCCAAGAAUUUCCUCGUACCUGGCUGCGAGGACCCCAGGAUGAGGAUGACCACACCGUGUGUGAGCUCAGGCAGCCUGUGGGACCCCAACAUCACAGCAGAGGCCCUGGAGGCCCACCAGCUGCAGGUACACUUCACCCUGUGGAAUGAGUCUGCCCAAUACCAGAUCCUGCUGACCAGUUUUCCCCACACGGAGAAUCGGAGCUGCUUCCAUCGUGUCCUGAUGGUGCCCGAGCCCACACUCAAGGAACACCAUCAGCGGGCCAACAUCAUGCUCACCGGGUCAAGCUCUAAUUGGUGCUGCCGCCACCAAGUACAGAUCCAGCCUUUCUUCAGUAGCUGUCUCAACGACUGUCUCAGACACUCCGUGACUGUUCCCUGCCCAGAGAUUCCAGAUGCUCCAGUCUCCAUUGCGGACUACAUACCCCUGUGGGCUUAUGGGUUCAUCACGGGCAUCGCCAUCCUGCUGGUGGGUUCUGUCAUCCUGCUGAUCGUUUGCAUGGCCUGGAGGCUACCCGGGUCUCAUUGUGAAAAAUACGGUAAUGACAGUAAAUACACAGAUAUCCAGCCCAAGACCAGCCUGACCCCUCCACCCCUGAAGCCCAGGAAGGUCUGGAUUGUCUACUCUGCUGACCACCCCCUCUACGUGGAUGUGGUCCUUAAGUUCGCCCAGUUCCUGCUCACUGUCUGUGGCACUGAGGUGGCCCUUGACCUGCUGGAGGAGCAGGUCAUCUCAGAGGUGGGGGUCAUGACCUGGGUGGGCCGCCAGAAACAGGAGAUGGUAGAGACCAACUCCAAGAUCAUAAUCCUGUGCUCGCGAGGCACCCGGGCCAAGUGGCAGGCCAUCCUCGGCUGGGAGGAGCCCGCCGUCCAGCUUCGGUGUGACCGCUGGAAGCCCUCGGGGGACCUUUUCACAGCAGCCAUGAACAUGAUCCUGCCAGACUUCAAGAAACCAGCCUGCUUCGGCACCUACAUCAUCUGCUACUUCCGUGACAUCAGCAGCGAGAGCGAUAUCCCUGACCUCUUCAACAUCACUUCCAGGUACCCACUCAUGGACAAAUUUGAGGAAGUUUACUUCCGGAUACAAGAUCUGGAGAUGUUUGAGCCUGGCCGGAUGCACCGUGUUGGGGAACUCACAGGUGAGAACUACCUGCAGAGCCCCAGUGGCUGGCAGCUCAAGGAGGCUGUGGAGCGGUUCCGGGAAUGGCAGGUUCGGUGCCCUGAUUGGUUUGAGCGUGAGAACCUGGGCUCAGCAGAUGACCAGGACCUCCCGUCCCUGGACGAAGAGGUGUUUGAAGAGCCACUGCUGCCACCAGGAAGAGGGAUCGUCAAGCAGAAGCCCCUGGUGCAUGAACCUGCCCCUGAGGGCUGCCUGGUGAUAGAUCUGCUUGUCGGUGAGGAAGGAAGAGGACCGUCAAGACUUGAACCUCAACUUCAGCCCCAGGGAGAGCUGAUGGCCCAGACCCUGCAAACUGUGGUGUUCCCAGUGAAAGAGGUCCCUUCCGCUCAGGCGGUGGAACCUGUCCCUCACACCGUUGAGAGCAGCACAGCUGGCCGGUUGGCCGUGGUGGAGGGAGAUGAGGCCUGCCCGCUGUUGGAGGGUUGUGGCCCUUGGCGCAACAGCGUCCUCUGCCUCCCCAUGGACUCGGAGGAGCCUCCCCUCUGCAGGACCCCGAUGGCAUCACCCAGCUACCUACCAGAAGACGUAAGGGAGCAGCUCGAAGGUUUGAUGUUCUCCCUCUUAGAACAGAGCCUGAGCUGCCAGGCCCAGGAGGGGUGGGACAGAGCCGCAGUGGCCCUCAAAGACUUCCGCACACCCUACGAGGAGGAGCAGCGGCAGUCGGUACAGUCCGACCAGGGGUAUAUCUCCAGGAGCUCCCCGCAGCCCCCUGAAGGACUUAUGGAAAUGGAGGAAGAAGAAGCAGAGCAGGACCUGGGAAAAUCGGCCAAGCAGCUCUCUCCUGAGGAUCUGGAGAGCCUGAGAAGCCUCCAGAGACAGCUCUUCUUCCAAGAACUUCAGACGAACUCUGGCUGGGACAGUGUGGAGCUGGAGGUGCCCUAGGGCCUCCCCAGACUCAGGGUGUUGAGCAAAGGGAGUGUGUGUGUACACGAGUGUCUGUAUAUAUGCAUCUGUUCAUGUGUGAAAUGUUUGCCUUUAAAUGUAGACCUUGGGCAGCUUCAGUGGCUCAGCAGUUUAGCACCGCCUUUGGUCCAGGGCGCGAUCCUGGAGACCCGAGAUCGAGUCCCACGUCGGGCUCCCUGCAUGAAGCCUCUCUCUCUCUCUCUCUCUCUCUCUCUCUCUCUCUCUCCCUCUCUCCUCUGUGUGUGUGUGUCUCUAAUAGAUAAAUAAAAUCAUAAGAUAAAAUAAAUGUAGACCUCUUGAUCCCUGGGCAUCCCCCUUAAUUUUCUCUCUCUGACCCUCUGGCCAUGUUCUAUCCCAGCAAGAAUCCACAGCCCCUUCCCAGGAGCUAGUGACAGAGUGUUCUUGAGUCUCCAUCAUGCAGUCAUCCAAUCAUCCAGCAUUGAUUUUGCACCUGUUAGGUGCCAAGCAUCUGAGAUUAACAAAGGUAAAUUGCACAGGUGCCCUAGCCACCAAGGGGCUUGAUGAUUAGUGAGAGUGACAGAUUAGUAAACAGGAUGGUCCUGUGCAAUGAAAAGGCUUAGUAGAGGUCUGCCCAGGGCUGUGAGGAUACACAGAAGGAGCACCUGGGCCAAGAGACAGUGGUUGGAGAGGGCUGGUCCCAGGGGAGGGGGCGGUGCGAGGUGGUGGAGAGGCCGGAGCCCCUGUUGGAAAAGGGCUGUGGCCAGGCUGGGGGGUUGGAGGGCUGGGCCAUCAGCUGGGUAGCCUGGCAUUCCUUUGAUGUGGUGAGCUGCUAUCCUGCAGACAAGGGUCCUGAGGACCAAACAUACCUGAAAGCCACCUCAGAUCAUUUUUGGAAAGGAUAGAAAUGUGUGGUGGGAAAUCUAACAGCAUUCAGCUGGGAGAAAAGUCUGAAAUCCUGAGCUCUCACUUCGGCGCUGCCGUCAGUGGGAGAGCUACGGCAGAGGAGUCUCUGGGACUGCGUGGCCGGGCCCCUGGGCAGCAGGGCCCCCAAGCUUGGGAGGCCCCAGAGCUGGGACCCCAGGCCUGAGUGUGAGGUGUGGAGGCCUCACAGCAGGUGGGCGCAGGAAGGCAGGGCAGGAGCGGGAGGCACGCAGAGCCCGGCACCUCUUUCGGGGCAAGGAAAAUAUGCCACUCUGUACUUAGGAGUCUGACGUUCAAAGACAGUAUUUGAGGAGAGAUGCUAAGGCUCAGUGUUUGAAGAAGUUUUUCCUGAAGUGCCCCUGGGGAGAAACUGGAGGCUUCUGUCUGCCUGGGGUCCCGGUGAACAAUGCUGGGAUGCUGUCUGCUGUGGACUUGGGUGUGCUCCGUUACCUGUCCUCGAGCCCCUCAGCUGGAGCUCCUGGCUUCAGUGAAGGGGGGAGGACUCUGACAGGUAAUGGGAAACCAAACAUCGCAGGUCCUGUGUGUGUGUGUGUGUGUGUGUGUGUCCCACACAUGCAUACACGUGUGCAAAAGGGGGAGUCUCAAUAAAAGAAUGAAUAAAUUCAUUAACUCUGGUAAGAA